GGAUUGCAAACUUGGCAAUAUUUCUCAUUAUAUAUGCAUAGCAUGCAUGAACUCCUUAUAAUUCAUACCAAAAGCAUCACAAAGUUUCUAUGGCUCUUCUUCACAUGAUUGCCUCCCUGCCUUUUGUUGUUCUCCUACUACUCCCUCUUCUACUCCUCACAAGAAGAAAGGAGGGCAGCACAUCACUAAAACUUCCCCCGGCCCCUCCCAAGCUCCCAGUAAUUGGCAACCUCCACCAGCUUGGAAGACUGCCCCAUCACUCCCUCUCUCGGCUCUCGCAACGAUACGGCCCCCUCAUGUACCUGAAACUCGGCCAUGAGCCGACCAUCGUGGUCUCCUCUGCCAACAUGGCCCAGGAGAUCCUAAAGACGCAUGAUCUAGAAUGCUGCAGCCGACCGCCCCGCACCUCACAUACAAAGCUCUCCUAUGGUUGCUCGGACAUCGCCUUCGCGGUGUACGGCGGGCCAUGGAGGGAGCUGCGAAGAAUUUCCAUUAUCGAGCUUUUCAGCGCCAAGAAGAUCGCCUCGUUUCGAUCCAUUAGAGAAGAAGAGGUGGAGAGAACUAUGAGCUCGAUAUCCUCUUAUUCAAGCAGUUCUCUCCCUGUCGAUUUGAGCAAAGAACUGAUCGCGCUCACGAGCACAAUCACUUGUAGAAUGGCUUUUGGAAGGAGCUACCAUGAUGUUGGAAGCAGAUUUCAGAUGAUUCUGAAUGAAGCACAGGCCAUGCUCGGGGGCUUUUUCAUCUCGGACUACUUGCCUAUCAUCGGAUGGGCCGAUUGGCUCACAGGGAUGAGAGCGAGGCUCGAGAAGAACUUUAUCGAUCUUGAUCGCUUCUACCAACAAGUCCUCGAUGAGCAUCUCGAUAGAGUGCAGCAGCAGCACCAGCAGGACUCUGGCGAAGACGUUGUGGAUAUUCUACUGCACAUGCAGAAGGACGAGAAAAGUCUAACCACGGACCAGAUCAAAGGAGUCCUUAUGAAUGUUUUCAUUGGUGGGAGCGACACGUCCUCAGCCACCGCGGGAUGGGCGAUGACGGAGCUAAUGAGGCAUCCACAAGCGAUGGAAAAAGCUCAAGAAGAAGUAAGAAGCCUCGUCGGGAGCAAAGGAAAGGUAGAGGAGAGCGACAUCGACCAACUACACUACCUCAAGUGCGUUGUGAAGGAGACCAUGCGAUUGCACCCAGUGGUUCCCAUGCUUAUUCCAAGAACAACGUUGCAGCAUUUCAAAAUCAACGGCUAUGAUGUCCCGCCCAACACAACGAUACUCAUCAAUGCUUGGGCGAUUGGAAGGGACGGGAGUUACUGGGAAUCGCCGGAGGUGUUCAAGCCGGAGAGGUUCAUGAAUAGCACGGAUCUCGAGUUCGCAGGGAAGGACUUCAAUAUGAUACCAUUCGGUGAAGGUCGCAGGAUCUGUCCGGGGAAGAACCUCGGGAUAAAAACGGUCGAGAUCAUGCUCGCCAACCUUCUUUACUCCUUCGACUGGGAACUUCCGACGGGUACGACGAAGGAGGACAUCGACAUGGAUGAGACACCGGGCGUUACCGUGCACAAAAGACAUGCCCUUCGGCUUCUUGCCACUAAAUAUAGCAGCGUCUACAGCUAAUUUUACAGAACGCGUCUUAGCUAGUGAGAUGCGCUCCUAUCUACCUACUCUGUUCGAUCUAUCUAUCAUUCUCUCGAUGUAUCUGCCUAUAUCAGUUAUCUAUCUCACUGGCUAUCUUAAUUAUGACUAUAAUAUGCCAAUCAUUUGUAUAUA
Messenger RNA from Ananas comosus (pineapple), 1754 nucleotides. Its product is annotated as cytochrome P450 71A1-like. Bases 90 to 1601 code for a protein of 503 amino acids. Gene Ontology annotation, molecular function: iron ion binding; oxidoreductase activity, acting on paired donors, with incorporation or reduction of molecular oxygen; monooxygenase activity. The record is from RefSeq and is a predicted model, not a curated record. The transcript has 2 exons. Lineage: Eukaryota; Viridiplantae; Streptophyta; Magnoliopsida; Poales; Bromeliaceae.